This is a messenger RNA of Pichia kudriavzevii, 675 nucleotides long. RefSeq lists its product as uncharacterized. The record is from RefSeq and is a predicted model, not a curated record. The transcript has a single exon. Bases 1 to 675 code for a protein of 224 amino acids. NCBI's taxonomy places the organism in Eukaryota, Fungi, Ascomycota, Pichiomycetes, Pichiales, Pichiaceae.
AUGGUACUUGUUUAUUUCCAAGAGGAAGGGCUUAAAGACAAACGAAUAGUGCAAGUAGUUAACCCCACGAUGGACGAGCUGGAAGGUAAAGCCAUUGUCCACCUUCAGAAGUGUAAAUACGCAGAGUAUAAGAAGGCCAUUUCACAAUUUAGACUAUUCUACCCCGAAUUGUUUAAGAGAAGUUGUAGUAAGCCCGUUCUUAAUUAUAGAAUCAAGGAUCUGCUCAUUACGGAAACUGAAGUUGAACUUUUCAUUUUCAAUGGAUCUGUAGUUGCCGAUGAUGCUGUAGACUGGACAGACAGGAUAAUGGAUGUUUUGGAAAUCCCUCGUGAGUCCAGACACGAAAGAAGCAAACGUCCAAAAAUGAUAAAAUAUAAAGAAAACGAGAAAAGCAUGGCGGAUAUAUCGCAGUCUGUGGUUGAAGAGAACAAUAACAUGGACUUGGUAUCUAAUAGAAAGCCGUUGGAAAGUAACAGCACAGGGAUUGGUGAUUUUGGAGAUGAGUUUCAUCAGAAUAAACAAUACGGUUAUGUUUUUUCAGAAAUCAAAAAAAGCCAUGUUGACGGCGACCAUUUCUUAUAUAAAUGUCAAAAGCCCAAGCGUCUCCCCGUUCCCUUGAAAGAAUUAAAGGCUACAAGAUUUGAUGAGUGGGAAUGUCCAACUUUUAAUAUGUAA